Molecule: messenger RNA, 1894 nt
Organism: Mesoplodon densirostris (Blainville's beaked whale)
Lineage: Eukaryota; Metazoa; Chordata; Mammalia; Artiodactyla; Ziphiidae
Gene: SELENBP1
Product: selenium binding protein 1
Exons: 14
Coding region: 17-1696 (559 amino acids)
Molecular function (GO): selenium binding
Source: RefSeq, a predicted model, not a curated record
GCCACUUCCAGCUGCCAUGUUGAUAGGGUCAGAAUCGACCGUACCAGUGUCCUGGUGGCGACCGAAACCCAGAGAUGUGGAGUUGCCAGACGUCGUAUCACAUCGCGCUCAAGAGGAUGGGUCUGGAGAAAGUGGAACCUGGACACACGACCCUGCCCUGGCUCCUGUCAGGGCAGCUGUGGCAGGAAGACAUGACCUGCCUCGGACACCAGCACGGCCCUCCGUCUCUGCCCACUCCUGGCAGACCCGUCGGGAGCAAAGCGCACCACCAAGCAGCAUGGCUACGAAAUGUGGGAAGUGUGGACCUGGCUACCCUUCACCUCUGGAGGCCAUGAAAGGACCCAGGGAGGAGAUUGUCUACCUGCCCUGUAUCUACCGAAACACGAACACUGAGGCCCCGGAUUAUCUGGCCACUGUGGACGUUGACCCCAAGUCUCCCCAGUAUUGCCAGGUCAUCCACCGGCUGCCCAUGCCCCACCUGAAGGACGAGCUGCAUCACUCAGGAUGGAACACCUGCAGCAGCUGCUUCGGGGACAGCACCAAGUCGCGCACCAAGCUGCUGCUGCCCAGUCUCAUCUCCUCCCGAAUUUACGUGGUGGAUGUGGGCACCGAGCCCCGUGCUCCGAAGCUGCACAAGGUUGUUGAGCCCGAGGACAUCCAUGCCAAGUGUGACCUGGGCUACCUCCACACCACCCACUGCCUGCCCAGUGGAGAGGUGAUGAUCAGUUCCUUGGGAGACCCCAAGGGCAAUGGCAAAGGGGGUUUUGUGCUGCUGGAUGGAGAGACGUUUGAGGUGAAGGGCACGUGGGAGCGGCCUGGAGGUGCUGCGCCUAUGGGCUAUGACUUCUGGUACCAGCCUCGACACAAUGUCAUGGUCAGCACUGAAUGGGCAGCUCCCAAGGUCUUACAAGAUGGCUUCAACCCCGCUGAUGUUGAGGCGGGGCUGUAUGGGAACCAAUUACAUGUGUGGGACUGGCAGCGCCAUGAGAUGGUGCAGACCCUGACUCUACAGGACGGCCUCAUCCCCCUGGAGAUCCGCUUCCUUCACAACCCGGCCGCUGAUCAGGGCUUCGUGGGCUGUGCCCUCAGCUCCAGCAUCCAGCGCUUCUAUAAGAAUGAGGGAGGUACUUGGUCAGUGGAGAAGGUGAUCCAGGUGCCCCCCAAGAAAGUGAAGGGCUGGAUGCUGCCUGAAAUGCCAGGCCUGAUCACUGACAUUCUGCUGUCCCUGGACGACCGCUUCCUCUACUUCAGCAACUGGCUGCAUGGGGAUCUGCGGCAGUAUGACAUCUCUGACCCAAAGAGGCCCCGCCUCACGGGACAGGUCUUCCUCGGGGGCAGCAUUGUUAAGGGAGGCCCCGUGCAGGUGCUGGAGGACCAGGAGCUAAAAUCCCAGCCAGAGCCCCUGGUGGUCAAGGGGAAACAAGUGGCCGGAGGCCCUCAGAUGAUCCAGCUUAGCCUGGAUGGGAAGCGUCUGUACCUCACCACGUCGCUGUACAGUGCCUGGGACAAGCAGUUUUACCCUGAUCUCAUCAGGGAAGGCUCUGUGAUGCUGCAGAUCGAUGUAGACACAGUAAAGGGAGGGCUGAAGUUGAACCCCAACUUCCUGGUAGACUUUGGGAAGGAGCCCCUCGGCCCAGUCCUGGCCCAUGAGCUCCGCUACCCUGGGGGCGACUGCAGCUCUGACAUCUGGCUCUGAAGUCCACUCCUUCUAGCCCCACUCCGCAUCCUGCGCCCUCACUUCUGCAGGGACCCGGCUUCGCUCUUCUCUCUCAGUCCCUGACCCUUGGCAGCUUGUCCUCCCAAAGCCAAACUCAGGCUGUUGAAACGAAUUGAGCCGUGUCUCUAUCUACCCACCACUGCUGCGAGCUGCUCACUGAGCUCUUGGAAAUCAUUU